GGUGACAUCACGGGGCCUGGCAAGCAAGAGGAAGCAGAAUAACAACAACGCCAGGGAGAGUGACAGUGACGGGCCAUCGAAACACUACAAUACUGGCUAACUUGUACAUUUUUUUAGUUUCCCUCAAAUAGAAUACGAAAAGAUAAGGUUUUUUUACUGUCUGAUAUUAUUUAAUCGAGACCCCCAGGAUGUCUAUGUUCACAAAGUUGUUUGGUGGCGGAGGGAAAGCUGGAAAAUCCGCAACCCCCCAAGAGGCGAUCCAGCGACUCCGGGACACCGAAGAGAUGUUGACGAAGAAACAGGAAUUUUUGGAGAAAAAGAUAGACCAGGAGCUUUUGACUGCAAAGAAGAACGGGACAAAAAACAAGCGAGCUGCCCUGCAGGCCUUGAAGCGCAAGAAGAGGUACGAGAAGCAGCUGGCGCAGAUCGACGGGACUCUGUCCACCAUCGAGUUCCAGAGGGAGGCGCUGGAGAACGCCAACACCAACACCGAAGUGCUGAAGAACAUGGGCUUCGCCGCCAAGGCCAUGAAGGCUGCCCACGAGAACAUGGACAUCGAUAAAGUCGACGACCUCAUGCAAGACAUCACCGAGCAGCAGGAACUGGCUCAGGAAAUUUCGGACGCCAUUUCCAAACCCGUGGGCUUCGGAGAGGACUAUGACGAGGAUGAGCUGUUGGCAGAAUUGGAAGAGUUGGAACAGGAGGAAUUGGACAAAAACCUGCUGGAAAUUGGCGGCACAGAGAACGUACCGCUGCCCAACGUGCCCUCCUCAUCACUACCUGCCAGACCAGCAAAGAAGAAAGAGGAGGAAGACGAGGAUGACAUGAAGGACCUGGAGGCUUGGGCGGAGGCCAUGUAGUCAUGGAAACGGUCACUUCGCCCGGAAACGCUUGGAAAGAACGGACUCUCUGGUUCAGUGCUGAUUGAUUGAUUGUUUUUUUUGUUUUUUUGGUCUUUUUUUGGAGGAAUGCUAAAUUAAAAAGGAAAAAAAAAAGAGAGAAAAGACCAGAAUACUCAUGAACGCAUAGGUCUUCAUCUUGAAAAUCAGUCAUUUGUAUUGUUAAAUAAAAAAGAGAAAAAAAAGGCCUCAUCCCUCGGAAAAACCCAGCAGAACAGGUUCCUCUCUAAACCAGUGUGUUUUUCUACAUCCUCCACUUGUUUACAACUGUCUCAUCAGUCCACACGCUGUGAAACCAGCUACCCUUUCUGAUAGAAAAAUCACUAGCAGAGAGUAGCAGGCUGGCAGUAGUGUUUCUUCCUGUAAAAGCAUUAAUUGCAAGCAGUUAAGCCAAUGAGUGUAAGGAAAUUCAAAUAUAAUGACCGGCAGUUGCAUCUGGCAGGUUACACAAUAGCGUCUUUAAUGAUAUUUAACUAACAAAAGUGAACAAUUAGCAUCCAAUACAAAUGGGUCAAAUAGAUGAAAUGGUUGAAAGAUGAACUACAUUUUAUACUGAAAAUUGUCAAAUGAAAAUUAUUAUUAUUUUUUAAAUCUGGCAAUAUUUUCUGAAUUCCAUGGCAGAAACUGCAUGGGAUUUCACUGCUUUGGUGGUGAACUGCAGGGGGAAAAUAUAAUAAAGCGUAUAAUCUUUCAAGCCAAAAUAUAAUUUUGGCUCCAUAUCUGUCGGAAUAUUUACCCAAACAUUGCACAUUGGCUAUUGAUCAAGCUAAUACACUCCAAUGGGAAUGUCUUUCUGACCCCACCCAUAAAAUGUAUGAAGGCUUCUUUUACUGGUGAUUCAAAAGCUGUUCUUCAAGCAACAUGAGAACCCCCAUCUUAAGCAGGUUUGUUUUUUCAUGACUGUAACUGACAAAUCUGUGUGCAUGUGUGUGUGUGCGUGCGUGCGUGUGUGUGUGUGUGAAUGUGUGGGCACUUGAGAUGUGUGCAUUUGUGUGUCUUUACAUGUGUGGCUGUGAGGGCAUUCAUGCAUGUGCUGAUGUUUCUGUGUGCGCUUGCGUGUUGGGUGCUUGUGGAAGCAUUCACAUGUGUGCAGGUGCUAGUGAGUGAGUGUGUGUGUGAGUGUGAGUGAGUGAGUGAGUCAUUCUCUUCUACAGUGAAAUGCAUUACAGCUCUAGAAUACAGUGGGCAGGUGUGCAUCUGUGUGCGAGGUGCACCUGGGGGCUGUCUUAGGGCACAGUGGUUUGUGCAUGCUGUUCUUUUAUUUUAAAUUAUGUUCCUGAAUUGGUGAUUUUUUCUUUUCCCCCAACAUUUUUGUAGUUCAUCCUGAUUCUCAAAGGUUGUUGUUUUCUAAUUUUUUCUAAUUUCCUCUCCGAAAUAUAUAAAGAUAUGUAUAUUCUGUUUGUAAAUCAUUUGCAGAGGUUUAGGAUGGUAUAAAAAUAAAAUAAAAUUAACAAAUGUAUGACAACUAUAUUUAAAUGGACAUGCUCUGAAAUACUUGAACUUAUGCAACAGUUUCUUUACAUUCAGUGCUGUCAUUUUCUUUUAUCCCCUCUGAUCACGUAUUGCUUGUUUCCUUGUUUUUCUGUCCUGUCCCCCCCCAUCACCACCUGACCUUAUUCUAAUGGUACGCCUGAAUUAAACUUUUGCCAAACAAUCA
Molecule: messenger RNA, 2556 nt
Organism: Conger conger (European conger)
Lineage: Eukaryota; Metazoa; Chordata; Actinopteri; Anguilliformes; Congridae
Gene: chmp4ba
Product: charged multivesicular body protein 4Ba
Exons: 5
Coding region: 189-860 (223 amino acids)
Biological process (GO): late endosome to vacuole transport via multivesicular body sorting pathway; vesicle budding from membrane
Cellular component (GO): multivesicular body; ESCRT III complex; cytoplasmic side of plasma membrane
Source: RefSeq, a predicted model, not a curated record